Messenger RNA from Symbiodinium sp. CCMP2592, 3831 nucleotides. NCBI's taxonomy places the organism in Eukaryota, Dinophyceae, Suessiales, Symbiodiniaceae. The record is from the annotation of a GenBank genome assembly.
AUGGGCAGCGAAUGCCUUGUAGAUGACCUUCCACGUUCCCAGCUCGAAGUGGAUGAGGCGCAAGGCAUUCAGCCGACACUUCCCUUGCGCGGGUCUUUAGCCGAGGGUCUGGCUGCGCGAUUCGAAAGCUUCAGCGACAGGCCGUGUCUCGGCAAGCGUACUGGCGAUGCAUAUCACUGGAUUUCCUACGGCAGAGUCUAUUCUGCAGCCAAAAAGAUCUCCGGUGCUCUUCAAUCGAAGCUCCCACCGGGGUCUUUGGUGGGCAUCUGUGGUGUCAACAGCCUCAACUGGUUCCUGGCCGACCUGGCAGCGGUCUGCGCGGGCGUCGGCUCAGUUCCACUGAGCGAGGAUUGGGAUUUGGCAAAACUUCGCCCAGUAGUGGAGAGGUGUGAGCUUUCUGCUGUGUUCUGCGACGGAUCGCAGCUUCCGAAAUGUCUGGCGCUGCCGUCACUCAGGUGGAUCAUCCUCAUGGAUGGUGGCGAACAUGCAAGCGAGAGCUUGGAGGGCUCGUGCCGCAUCGUUUCGAUGGACUCCUUGGCAGUCGCCCAGCCGGAGCUGCCCAUAAGGGUCCGAGGACCUUCAGACGUCCACACCAUCCUCCACACCUCGGGAACCACCGGUCUGCCCAAGGGAGUGGUCUACAGCGAUGACCUGUGGCAGAAGAACAUGGUUAUGUAUCCUGGCCUCAAUGUGGGCUACUCGUACAUGCCGCUCGCCUACAUCACGGACCGUCAUACAGUGUACACAGCGCUCUGGAAUGGUGGACGUGUGGGAAUCCGAACACCGGGUUCUACCGAUGAAAUCUUUCGUGACCUCCAAGCUCUGCGGCCAACGGUUCUGAAGGGCGUGCCCGCCUUCUGGGAGAGAGUGCAACGGGCGGCGCGGCUGGUGCAGGAUCGGUCGCUCCACUUGCUGGGUGGGCGCUGCCGAGUGUUGAUAUGCGGCGCGGGCGCGCUGGAUGCUGGUGUGGCAGACUGGUUUCGCAGCUGCGCGUUAGACAGUGGCCCUGUGGAGUUCCUGGAGAUGUACGGAGGCACGGAAUGUGGGAACAUCGCGGUCAAUCGAAGGAUUAGCAAGGACAUCGAGUACAAGGUGCUGCCGUAUGAGGACAUGGAGCCCGGCUGCGGCGAGUUGGUGGUGAAGACAGGAAGCAACAUGUUCUCAUGCUACUACAAGGAGCCAGAUCGAACUGCAGCUGCCUUCACGGAGGAUGGCUUCUACAAGAUCGGGGACCUCGUGCGUGUAGAGGGUGAUCAGAUCGAAGUGAUCGGUCGUGCAAAGAGCUCCAUCAAGCUGGCGACGGGCAAAUGGGUCUUCCCGGAGUCCUUGGAGAUCGCCUACAGGACAGAGCUGGACGCCGAGAAUGUCCGGCACGUCUUCGUUCACGGCGACCUUCACCACGACUCUUUGGUCGCUGUAGUCGACGCGGAGUCGAAGAACUUGGACCCCCAGCAGCUGCUGCAAAAGCUGCGCAGCUGCCGCCCUGCACCACUGUGCGCGGUGCUUCUCGCCGAAGAGCCGUUCUCGCAAGAAGCAGGAACGCUGAACGGGACAGGGAAGCUGGACAGAAAGUGCCUUCUGUCAAUAUAUGGAGCUGCAAUCGAGGAAGAGCUGCAGAGGAGUGCCGCUACUGCCGCGCGAGCCUCACUGGGCGAGAUGGACGCGGCCAAGAGCUUCAAGACGCAGGGCGGAACUUCCCUGCAGGCGGCACGAAUUGCACGGCUCUACCUGGAGUUGGGCGUCCCGAUGACCCGGGCAGUUCAGCUGCUACUCUCGGACGCGCCGCUUGACCACGUCCGGUCGCAGUUGGAGGAGGUGGAUGCCGUGGCGGAUUCAAAGCUCGAACUUCCGAAGCCGCAGGCGCGAAAGCGUCAAGAAGGCUUGGAGUACACGCUGCUCACAGGUGGCACCGGCAUGGUCGGGCGCUACAUCCUGGCGGAGCUCUUGGAAAGGAGGAGACCGGUGCUUUGCCUCGUGCGCGCGGCUUCGGAGCAGCAAGGGCGGCAGCGACUGGCCCAAGCACUGACGCAGUGCGGUCGCUACCGGCCAGAAUGGUGGCCGCAGCUCGUGGUGUCGACGGCAUCUCUGACCAAGCCCUUGCACCUGAGCCUGUCGGUCAAAGAUGUCAUCCAUGCAGCUGCGAAGGUAGAUCUGAAGGCACCUUAUGCGGCCCACAGAGCUGCAAAUGUGCUUGGUACCUUCAACGUGCUGAGCUAUGCGGCGACGGUUGGCGCCAGAGUCAUCUUCGUUUCCACGACGGAUGUUUACAAGGACAAGGCCCAGGCGGAUGCCUGCGCCGUGGAGCCGGUGGAGGAGGUCCUCAAAGACGCGAGGCAUGGCUAUGCAGCAUCCAAGGCGGUUGGGGAGGCUCUCGUCGCGCAGGCCCUGCGCCAAGGCUUAUCUGCCUGCACAGCGCGGCUUGGCAUGGUUGCUGGGGACCGGCUGACGGGGUAUUGUUCCGCGACAGAUUUCACCAUGCGCUUGACGAUCGGAUUUGCUCAUGCGCAGUCCUUCCCGCAGACGCAGGAGCACCACACGGCUGUGCACUCGCUGCCUGUCGAUGUUGUGGCUGCUGCACUGGUGGAUUUGUUAGAUUCGUCCGUGCAGGGGGCCGCCAACAUCGUGAGUGGCGCGCCCCUCAUGCCCAUGGCAGAGCUGCAGCAGUGGCUGCUUCGGUCGGAGAUGCCCGAGUUCAGCCAAUUGCUCGUGCUACCGUUCCCGGAGUGGAUCCGAAAAGUAGAAGCAGAGGCGCAGUUGUCCGCGUGGCCGGUCAUCGGAUGGGCAAAGGGCCAUGCAGAGUUUCCGGUUUUCAACACACGGUGCCCCGAGCUCAACGCUCCUUGGGCGCGGCAAGAGACUCUGGAAGGUUUGCGCCGGGGCUUGGAUGAGGACACGGCGACAUGUCUUCUCACUUCGUUUUCCAUCUUCUUCACCAGACUGUUUCCGAAGGAUGCUCCGCUUCAUCUUCGUUUCAGUGCCUCUUGCACCAAAGUCACCGCGGCGGUCGCUUCGGGCAGUCGCGGCUGCUGCGCCUCGGAUCGCAAUGGGAUCGUGUGUCAUUACCUGAUGCUUCGCUACAGCAACGUCUUGACUGGGCCACCAGGGUCAGCGCAGCUCGCGCCAUGCGGCUGGGGUACUGAGUGGCGCUCCCGCUGCAAUUCCGUUCGCAUGCAGGGUCUUCAUCCGACUGCUGUAAGCUAUGCCAUCCUGGAGAGGAGUUUCUGGGACGCCGAGCUCCGCCACGCCCUGCACGCGCGGCUGCGGGGUGGACUGGGAGGGCGCUGCCAUGAUGACAGCCGUGUGGAGUUCCUCCUGAGGAAUCGCGACAGGCUUGGAGAGAUGGAUUGGGACCGCCUCUCACAGGGGUCCGUUCCGGCCUCUCUGGACGAAGCUGCGCUGUAUCCGAUGGGCUUGGAGAGCCGCUUUGCCUAUCUCUUCGACUCACCGCGCCGUGGCUGGAGUUUUUGGGUCGGUCGCUACUGCAACCGACCUUUGCUUUCGAAGCUGAGGACGCGAAGCCAUGUCACGACGGCCCUUGCCUCGCAGGCAACUGCCGAGGACGAUGCGGAGCGCCUCAGAGCACAGUGGGAGGCACGUGGAUCGCAAGUGAACCAAAGACCUCUUCCGUCUUCCCGACCUCCGACCUUUUUGUGCUGGACCCUUGCGAUCGGUGAGCCUGAGCUACAAGACUUGCUUACGACGUGGUUCUUGGAGGAUGACGACCUCGUCCAGUGGCAGAACCUCACAGAGGCCUUGGAGCGCUCCGAGGCCGAAACGGAGAUGUGGCGUUGCAAGGCGAGGGGAAAAGGGGGCUGCGCAGCGCAGGGCUGA